Ylistrum balloti is the source of this 795-nucleotide messenger RNA. Its product is annotated as nascent polypeptide-associated complex subunit alpha-like. Bases 48 to 680 code for a protein of 210 amino acids. The transcript is spliced from 7 exons. Gene Ontology annotation, cellular component: cytoplasm; nascent polypeptide-associated complex. Lineage: Eukaryota; Metazoa; Mollusca; Bivalvia; Pectinida; Pectinidae. Gene Ontology annotation, biological process: protein targeting to membrane. The record is from RefSeq and is a predicted model, not a curated record.
GGAAGUUCCUUUUACCAUACUGGAAGAAUUUGGCUCAGAUCUCAAAAAUGCCAACUGAAGCUGUAGAGAGACCAAUUGAAGACCUGAAGCCCGAUGAGGGCUCAGCUUCAGGCACUGAAUCCGACAGCAGUGAUUCAAUGCCGGAGCUUGAAGAAGGGGAUGCCGCACAGCAGAGCCAGCUUGCAGCAGCAGCAGGAAUCACAGAAGAGCUCACGAGCAAAGCAAAACAAAGUCGCAGUGAAAAGAAGGCCAGAAAAGCUAUGUCUAAACUUGGUCUGAAGCAAGUACAGAGUGUCACGCGAGUAACAAUAAGAAAGUCCAAAAACAUUUUAUUUGUAAUCAACCGACCAGACGUAUAUAAAAGUCCUGCAUCAGAUACCUACAUUGUGUUCGGUGAAGCAAAGAUUGAAGAUCUGAGUCAACAAGCCCAGAUGCAGGCUGCAGAGAAAUUCAAGACUCCUGAGAACCCCAUGAGUCUGGGCGGAGACAGUCCAAGCACCAUAGCCGAGCCAAUCCAGGAGGAAUCCGAAGAAGAGGGCGAGGUUGAUGAGAGCGGUGUGGAAGCUAAGGAUAUUGAACUUGUUAUGUCCCAAGCCAAUGUAUCAAGAUCUAAAGCUGUCAAAGCGCUUAAAAAUAAUAGUAACGACAUCGUCAAUGCUAUCAUGGAAUUGACGAUGUAACCUUUGCUGCCUCGAUGUCCCCAAUGUUUAUAGCUUCACACCCCAUUGUGCUUGACAGACUCUUUCUUUCAUUGUGAUAUUUAUAUGUAUAAGCCUAAUAAAGGCAUAAAACAUU